This is a messenger RNA of Saccostrea echinata, 1718 nucleotides long. RefSeq lists its product as uncharacterized. The coding region runs from base 78 to 1298 and encodes 406 amino acids. The transcript has 4 exons. Gene Ontology annotation, molecular function: protein tyrosine/serine/threonine phosphatase activity; MAP kinase phosphatase activity. The record is from RefSeq and is a predicted model, not a curated record. Gene Ontology annotation, biological process: negative regulation of MAPK cascade; protein dephosphorylation. NCBI's taxonomy places the organism in Eukaryota, Metazoa, Mollusca, Bivalvia, Ostreida, Ostreidae. Gene Ontology annotation, cellular component: cytoplasm.
AUUUCGUAAUACUGAUAUAGAACCUUGUCACGCUUAACUGUAUUUUAACAAGAUUCAGACAGAGGAGAUUCUCAGGCAUGGAACCAGUCACUGUUUUAAAUUUUAUAUUGGUUUUCGUUUCUCUGACUUAUGUUUUAAGCCAGGUUAUACCCUGUGAUAACACUGCAGGAGAAACGUGUUUACUGGCCAAGGGAUUCGAUGACUACCAACUAGCAAAGUGCUCCUCAAAUGAAGAACUGGAGCCUCGGGGAUUCCAGUGCGAGGACAAAUGUACCAAUGCAUGCUGGCAUCUGUGUAUGUUCGAAAAGUUUGGAGAAAAGAAUGGAAGUGUUUCAGAGAAUUGUUCCUGUAAGCCGUAUUUUAGAGAACUGCCUUCCUGGUGUUAUGAGGCCACGGGUCACUGUGACUUUAACCAGAACUGCACUUUCGCCAAAUAUGGCUCCAUUUGUCUGCCAUCCCAUCUGGGCGGCACAGGGAUGGAAACGCCCAUGUUUUACAACAACCUUUGCCCAGUUAUAAACGAUUUCUUCAGAUUUCUUGAUUGUGAAACCAAGAUUUGGCUAGAUGGCUUCAGAAAAUGUCUUCAACAAUAUUUAAUUGAUACAGUCAUUAAGAUUACUACAACAUGUAGUGAUUUGAAGACGAAAGGAGAGGACGCCCUAAACAUUUGUAUACAAACGAGCUACAGUGGUAAAACUUUUUAUGACAUGGAAAAAUCAAAACCAAAGCACACAACAUGCACGACGAAAGAAAUCGAUGACAUCAUAACAGCGCCCUCUGGUGGAAUAACUAUGUUACCUAGCAAUGCUUGUGACGAAGUAUACCCUGGACUUUUUAUAGGAGAAGAGUCUAUUGGAAAAAGUCGAGUCGGUUUACGGGAAAUGGGUAUAACCCAUGUAGUUAACACAGCGAUGGGAAAAGGUCAGUAUUUUGUCAACACGAACCACGUGAUGUUCCAGAAGGUCGGGAUACAGUUCUAUGGAUUUGAAGCCAUGGAUAUGAUGCACGUUCAACUUACACCUUUCUUUCAAAAGUCUGCAGACUUCAUUGAUCAAGGAUUAAAGGAAGGUGGAAAAGUCAUGGUGCAUUGCAAAGUUGGAGCAAGUCGAUCUGCAACAAUAGUGAUAGCGUUUUUGAUGAUGAAGCGUCACAUGACCGUACAAGAAGCGGUGCGCAUGAUCAGAACUAAGCGGGAAAUAGCACCGAAUGAAGGCUUUCUACAACAGUUAUGCGAUUUGAAUGACAAGCUGCAUAAUUCUGGACAUUUCAACAAAGAAUCAAAUGAAGACCAAGGAUAACCAUGGAUACGUGUAUGCUGAUUACUUGUAAAUGUUUGGAUCUUUUGAUACCCGUCUCUAAAAUGGGAAAACAUCACGUUUUUCGUGUGUAUGGUAUCCUAGAUUGUUAAGUGUUUAAUAGUAAAUUCUGAGGUUCUGAGUAAACGAGUAGAAUUAGACCAAGCCUUUUGAUUGAUACCCAGUUUAUGCAAUUUAACCAGGACAGAGGGGAUCUUAGUGUUGUUGUAUUGUGUCGUAAUUUGACUUACAACUUUUGUGCCUCGAUCUGACUGAAAUCAGAUAUUACACUUUUACAACUUUUCUAAAAAAAAAAAUAAAAAUAACCUUUUAUGAAGUGCAAUUUAAAACUGUAUUAUAUUAUGUUUUAUAGUAGAUUUUCAAGAUGUGAGUGUGUGAAGUAAAGAUAUUGUAUUUAUGAAU